AUUCUAGAAUAAACAGCUAAAUGUGAAUCAGAGGAUUGUCGAUUUCACUGCUAAAAGUUUCAUUAGAUCUGCAAAUUCCGCCCAAUUUCUCCAUUCGUCGCUUUCACGCCGCCUGAUUUGCUGUUAUUAAAUCCAGUUAUCAUGAGUUACAGGAGAAAAGAGUGAAUCUUUGUUAAUGGACUGUUCCUGAUCUCGAAAUCAUUAAACCAUGCAUGAUUGUUUAGCACCGACUGUAGUUCAGCUACCGUCGCUAUCUAUUGCUAAUAAUAGGAUCAUAGAGGCUCGAGGUCUGCACUUUUUGAUAACAUGGACACCCUUGAAGCGGGUGGACUCAGGACAUCUUCAUCAUAUUCAAGUGGCAUGGAUGAUCAUGACAAUGAGAAAACUAUGGAUAGUUUGCACGAUAGAGUCAGCUUUCUGAAACGAUUGACGGGGGACAUACAUGAGGAGGUGGAGACUCACAAUCGUAUGCUAGACAGAAUGGGUAAUGAGAUGGAUGCAUCAAGAGGAAUUAUGUCGGGAACAAUGGAUCGUUUCAAAAUGGUGUUUGAAAAGAAAUCAAAUAAAAGAAUAUGCAAACUUGCAGGAUAUUUCGUGAUUUCUUUCUUUGCGCUGUAUUAUGGGAUUAGGAUUCUCUUGUAUUACCUGUAUGGUUAACGUAGGAUUGCAAUGUCAUACACAUGUCCUUAAGUGUUCAUUUCGUGAUGAAACUCCAACUGGGGAAUCCAGGUCAGGCAAUCUCUGUUUACAUAAUUGCUGAAGCUACGAAGUCAUGACUAAGAACAGGUAUUGGCGAUUCUGAUCUCGUAUAUGUUCUUUUUCUGUGGUGUAACAAUGCCAAACUCCAUCCAUUUAACUGCAUAUUACCAUACAAUUUUAGAACAUAGCUUUUUUUGGUACAUCAGCAUCAUAGCUACCUUUCAGUCACUGGCUCUUGUAAAUAGAUUCUUUUCGCACUCUUCUUAUUCUCCAUUAUUAUAUACUAAUACACAGUUAUUUGUGUAAAUCACAAACUCAUCCUUAUAAAGAUGAGAAAUAUUAUUGAGCUACAAAGUUUGUCGUUGGCCCA
This is a messenger RNA of Salvia miltiorrhiza (redroot sage), 1069 nucleotides long. RefSeq names its product bet1-like SNARE 1-2. NCBI's taxonomy places the organism in Eukaryota, Viridiplantae, Streptophyta, Magnoliopsida, Lamiales, Lamiaceae. The record is from RefSeq and is a predicted model, not a curated record. Bases 307 to 657 code for a protein of 116 amino acids. The transcript is spliced from 7 exons.